This is a messenger RNA of Photinus pyralis (common eastern firefly), 839 nucleotides long. RefSeq lists its product as uncharacterized. Bases 64 to 492 code for a protein of 142 amino acids. Lineage: Eukaryota; Metazoa; Arthropoda; Insecta; Coleoptera; Lampyridae. The record is from RefSeq and is a predicted model, not a curated record. The transcript has 2 exons.
UUCAAACAGUGCAGUCGCAUUUCCGUGUGUCCUAUUCUAUUGUUAGUGCAAGUGAAUAUCACUAUGGAAGCUAAAUUAAUUCUAGUAUUAUCCAAACUUGACCUACUCGAAAAUAAAAGUGAUACAGCUAUCCGCAACAUCGCAAUCUUAUCAGCAACAAUUGAGAAUUUAAAAACCGAAAACUCCAAUCUGCGUACACAAAUGCAACAAAUGGAGAAGAAAAUCGACUAUCUCGAAAACCAAUCUAGACGUAAUAACGUUAUCUUUUAUAAUGUUAAAGAAGACGCCAAAGAAACCUGGGAAGACACGGAAGCCAAAGUUCGCCAAAUUAUCGACUCACAAUAUAAAAUAUCACUGGGUGAUAAAGAUAUCGAGCGGGCUCACAGAUUAGGCACGAAUGUGAAGGAUUUCAUUGUAAGGAAUGCUUUCAAGCUAAAAAACACUCCUGUAUCUGUGUCUGAAGAUUUCUCAAAACAUAUUCUAGAAAAAUGAUCACUUUUGCAGCCUUACCUAAUGCAGGCCAAAAGUGAAGGAAAACGCGCUCAUUUAAAAUUUGAUAUGCUGUACAUUAACGGACGCAAAUACACUGUGGAUGAUCUUCCCGCAAAUAAAGUUUUACAAGCUACUGAUUUCCCUCCUGAAGUAACGCACAACGACAUCAUUACCAGAAGCAAAUCAGGAACCAAGCCGUUGACAUCUUCGCAAUAGGAGGAGGGGAGCGGUUACAAACCCUUAUCGAUAAUACAUCAUAACAUACAAGCAAUAAAACCCAAAAUUCAGGAACUGUCAGUUUUUUUAGAAAAUUGUAAAUCUCUAGGAAUAAAUGUACUUAAUUGUCA